AUGGAGCUGCCAUUCACCAAUCUAGAAAUAGCAUUUAUAUUACUGGCCUUCAUUAUCUUCUCACUGUUUUCCUUGGCAUCAAUCUAUAGUGAACCUGACCAACGCAAUGAUGGUGAGUAUGUGCAGCUAUACAUUUCACAUAUGUAA
Molecule: messenger RNA, 147 nt
Organism: Staurois parvus
Lineage: Eukaryota; Metazoa; Chordata; Amphibia; Anura; Ranidae
Source: the annotation of a GenBank genome assembly